Molecule: messenger RNA, 1010 nt
Organism: Cataglyphis hispanica
Lineage: Eukaryota; Metazoa; Arthropoda; Insecta; Hymenoptera; Formicidae
Gene: Slbp
Product: histone RNA hairpin-binding protein
Exons: 3
Coding region: 284-970 (228 amino acids)
Biological process (GO): mRNA 3'-end processing by stem-loop binding and cleavage; mRNA transport
Cellular component (GO): cytoplasm; histone pre-mRNA 3'end processing complex
Molecular function (GO): mRNA binding; histone pre-mRNA stem-loop binding
Source: RefSeq, a predicted model, not a curated record
CAGUAAUCAAAAAGGCGCGCAGAGUGAAGUGUAAAACGAGAAUUGAAAACGUUCGAAAUUGACAAACGAAAUACUUUGCUCGAGAACGAGAGAAUUUCUUCUUUUUCGCAUUAUCUAACUGUACGAUAUAGUAAUAGAGGCAGCUAAUGAAAGCGAACUGUAAAUAGGUCUUUCAUAUCCCGCAUAAUUUCGAAGCGAAAUAGAGUGGAUACAUAAAUAGGUUAUACUUUAUGAAACGUUAUAGUCGCUCAUCGAAGUGCGAAAUUAAUUAUUAUCCAUUAAGAUGGAUUCAUCUUCAUGCGAUUCGUCAGUGGAAAUAAAAAUAGAAAAUGAGGACGACGAACUGUUCGAUUCAAUUAUAUGUAUGAAUAAUAAAGACAUUGUCGAAUCGAAACAAAAUAGUACGAAGGAGGAAAAUGAUUUAGACAAUAAUACUUGGGAUGAAGAUAUAAUAAAUGCAAAAAUUUAUGAAAAUGCGCAAAACUAUGAAGACUGGAAUGCACAAAAUGACGAUACUCGAACGGAGCAUAAAAAAAGUGAGGACAACAUUAGAUAUAUAGAGUACAAAGAUAAUGUAAAGAAUAAGCCGGAGAAUUCGCAUACGCUGCGCAAGAGAGCAAGGCAAGACAGUAUGGAUAAUGAGGAUGUUAAGGUAUCUCGUAUCAGACGUUAUUCCACUGACUCGAGCUCGACCACGAAUUCGUCAGAGAGUAGUAAAAAGCACAUAGAGUUCGAGACAGAUCCGAUUGUAUUGGCACGCAGGCAAAAGGAAAUAGAUUAUGGCAAAAACACUAUCGGAUAUGAUAGAUACAUUCAGCUGGUUCCCAAAGAGAAUCGAACACGAGAACAUCCAAGGACACCACCAAAAUAUAUCAAAUACAGUAGGAGAGGCUGGGAUGGUAUGGUGAAAUUAUGGCGAAAACAACUACACUCUUGGGAUCCUCCUCAAGAAAAUGACAAGGCUGAUUAAAAGACUAAAGUCAUUUUCAAUAAAAUCAAUUUUAAUAAAA